AUGGCAACUACAGAUUCACAGUCAAAUGAAAAUUUUGUUAGAGUUGUGUCAUUUGAUACAAUGACAGAUAAAGAUUUACCUAAUUAUUCAUUUACAUUAAGAGGGAAAUCAUCUGGAUAUAAACGUACGAGACGCUCACGAACCUUUAUGGUUGCCACCGACUUGGCCAAUUAUAGUGAAUACGCUCUUACAUGGGCAACAGAUGAGAUUAUGGAUGAAGGCGAUGAGCUUAUUGUUUUAAGAGUAGUUACAGUAGAUAUGAAUGAUAAAAAAGGAAAUAUAACAAAUCUAUUAGAAAUGGAACAGAAACAAUCAAAGCAAAAAGCUAAUCAAGUAAUGGAAAAGAUUAUGAAAACUACUGGAACAGAAAAAAAAAUUAGUGUAAUUAUUGAAUUUGUUAUUGGUAAAGUACAGGAAACAAUUCAACACAUGAUUGCCAUGUAUCAACCUUCUUUAUUGAUUGUCGGAACAAGAGGACUUUCUGAAUUUAAAGGAAUGUUACUUGGAAGUAUAUCAAAAUAUUGUCUUCAACAUUCUCCUGUCCCAGUCACUGUUGUUCGUCCUGAAGACAAAAUCAAAAAAUCUCUAGCAAAUAAAAAAUUAAGCGGACUAAUACGCAUUAGUAGUAAUGGUAGUACAAGUGAUGAAGAAAACACAGUAAUUACAAAUGAAGAUGACAAAGUGGAUAAGAAAUUUAAUCGCUUAACAUUAUCCUCAGGUUGGCAACGAAAAUCUCGUUCAGAUUGCUCAAAAUCAAUUCCACCUAAAUAA
Molecule: messenger RNA, 771 nt
Organism: Cokeromyces recurvatus
Lineage: Eukaryota; Fungi; Mucoromycota; Mucoromycetes; Mucorales; Mucoraceae
Exons: 4
Coding region: 1-771 (256 amino acids)
Source: RefSeq, a predicted model, not a curated record